GGCAUCGAGCAGCUCCUCAACGAGGGCGCGGUGCAGCAGCGCGGCGACACGGGCGGCGGCGUGCCCAUCCUGGCGGCGGUGGGGCCGCUGCAGCUCGAGGUGGUCUCGUCCCGGCUGAGCUCCGAGUACAGCGUCGAGGUGCAGUACGAGAUGAUGCCGCAGACGCAGGCGCGGUGGGCGAUGGCGGGGUGGGAGGAGGUGGACGCGGUCCUCUCCGAGCGGAAGCUGCUCAACGUCAAGACGCUCGAGGACGUGUACGGCAGGCCGGUGCUCCUCUUCACGUCCGGCUGGACGCUCGACAACGCCGUCGCCGAGGUGGGCGAGCGGCUCCAGCUGCGGCCCUACGCGCUCGCCCCCGACGUGCAGGAGCGUAGGCGGAAAAAGUGA
Molecule: messenger RNA, 387 nt
Organism: Emiliania huxleyi CCMP1516
Lineage: Eukaryota; Haptophyta; Isochrysidales; Noelaerhabdaceae
Exons: 2
Biological process (GO): translational termination
Cellular component (GO): cytoplasm; cytosol
Molecular function (GO): GTPase activity; translation release factor activity, codon nonspecific
Source: RefSeq, a predicted model, not a curated record